AGCUCACUUGGCAUGAGUGCUUGAAUGCUUAAAGCAACGAUUAACUACUUUCAGUCUCUUAAAACCCAGUCUAAGUGAGACAAAAUGCUGUUUCAUUGGGCUGAUAUUCUGCACUUUAAUCGAUUAAACUGCUGGACUGGGCCCCACUUCCUAAGGUUUUUCCUGCACAUUCAGUGUUUUUGUACACUUUGUGUAUCUGAGCCCUAUUUUUAUGAGAGCUGUACAGGAGUUUGGAAAUGGGGUUCAUGUAGGAGAGCUGCAUUCAAUGUAGACUGCUGAGCCAAGCUGCCUCAAACACAUCAAACCCAGCAUAAAUUUUGUGUUCUUCAAAUUUAUGGCCUUCAGCAGCUCUUUGGAAGAACUUGGCUCUGGAUUUACCUUAUUCCCAACCCAGCUCUCCUUCCUUCGUUUCCCACCAAUGAAUUUCCCUCUGUUGAGGCACCUCUGGAAGUGCCUGGGGCACACUGGGAGGGAUGCCUGCCUGCUUGCACACAUCCCAGGUGGGACCAAAACCGCAGCGAGGUUACUAAGAAGUGGGGUUUGUCUGUCAAAAAGCAUGUCCUCAUAACAGAAGAAUCUUGUUUUGGAAAUCAUUAUCCGUAUGGACUGAUGCCUGCCUACAUGUACACAGCCUGUGGGCUUAGCUUUGAGGUGAGUGAGGUUUUAUGCUUUGGCACAGAUACUGCCCCAGGCUUGACCUUCAGCCCUGCUUGAGUGGCUGGAGCUCAGGGCCAGUGGGCUCUCUGCUCCCAAGGAGCAUGGGCUUGUCCUCCCCUAGGACAGGCAGAGGGGCUGCCAGUACAGGAGGGGAAUUCAGGAAGAUUUGCUGGUGACUGCAGCAUAAUUAAUGGGUGUAAAAUCAAUUUCACUUGAGCAUAGGUGAUGCUCAAGGCUGUGCCGUUCUCAUCUGUCAGGCAGGCUCUCUGUGGUUUGCAGCAUGCACCCGCUGAGAGAUCCUGGGUUUGGAGUCAAAGUGCAUGGGAUUUUUGGUAACAAAGUCCAAGGAGCUGCAGUAGUACAAGAGAGGAGCAUUAAUGGAAACCGGGGGCUAAUGCUUGAGGAAAUAGAAAUUGGACCAGAGACUCUCUCAUAUUAAGCAGGUGUCUGUAUGUGGUGCUGUUUAUGACUGUGAAACUAAUCUAUGUUAAUAAUUGAUUGUUCAAUUAGUAAAACAAAUGUGACAAAGCCAGGCAGCUUUGUGUACCAGUGAUGACAGGAAUAUAUUUGGCUGCAGCCCAUUAUCAGUCUAAGGCUGAGAAACAUUAUUCCAAGAAAAUCCUGCUUGUUAUUCCUCUUGUUUACUCUUUUCUUCCACCACCACUUACAAUAGCAUAAUACAGGCAGACACUAAGUGCAUGCAGUGAAUAGCAUUAGAUGAAGAUGUAGCUGUGCUUAUUGUAUUGCUGAUAAUAACACCAGACAGCAUAAAAAGCCCAGAGCUUUUCAGGCAAGGUGACAUCAGAGCCCCAACUUUUUCUGCAGAUUUUGAGGAGGAAAAGCAAGCUGGCAGGAAUUCUUGCAGAGGGGCACGGAAACAACAUCUGCUGCUGUUUUUUCUUAUUUGCCCUUGUAGUGUUGUUAUGUUCAGAGUGAUGGUGUGUUUUGCAAAAAAUGCAGUAACUUUGGUGUAAGCAAAUGUAACUUUUUGACAAACCUUGGAAAUGUGUAAAUGUAGGUACAGAUUACUCUUUUUACAGUGUGAGGCUUUUUUUACAACAUGCCUGAGAAAGUGAAAAUAAAUCCUUUUUCUUGGUGUCUUAUCUUACAAAGCAGUACAUGUGGAGUACACUGUGAAGGUUUUCUCAGUCAGUUUCCAGGAGCUUGCCAAUCCCUUAUCAGAAGUUACACAAGAGCUGGACCUCUUCUGCUUAGGCCGUUUAAAUCUAUACAUGUUUUUACAAAUCAGUAUUGCAGGUAAUACGCCAGUAAUCAUUCUUCUGAUUGCCACUAGUAGCUUUCCUAGAAGGGUCUCAAAGAAACACAUAACCAUUAAUUGCUUAAUCCUCACUGCUCUCCUGCCAGCACAGUCCAGAGUGUGUAAAAAUGUAUUAUGACCAUUUUUCAAGGAAAGGUUGCAAGGAGAAGGCAGAUUAAUAAAGGGAUGGAACCACCUUAAUAAAUGGCUGUGCCCCUUUUGGAAAGCCUGAUUCAGUCCCAUAGCCCCUCUAGCUCAGUCAGCACUUUUCAGGCUGCUGCCUGACCAUAUGGGAAUUUGAGCUUCACAUGUUUUUUUCUCUUUGAGUUUUGAGAAAGCAAUUAGUAAGUUGUUCUGCUUAUUGCUUACUUCUGCAAUGCCCAAGCUAUGUGGAGCUUAGGGAUUCACACCUCCAUUUGAUCUGUGGUGUGGCACAGCAGACUCUAGCUGGGGACAUUUGGGGGCAGGUCCAAACCUGCAGCACUGUGUCAUUGUUGACUCCAGGAGUGAGGAGGCAGAGCUACAGGCCUUUAUGUAAUGAACGUUGGGAAGAGAGGUGUGAUUAAUAAAGACUGUAAUGCCAGUGAAUUGGUACAGAGAUCAGUAACACUCAUUUUCACUGUCCCAGAAGGCUGUGUGCCCUUAAAUAAUGGUAGCAACAAGAAAGAGUCAAAAAUAAUUAUGCCAUAGUGAAAUACAGUGGUUUAUUUUUUUGUAAGUGUUGUACUUAAACUUUCAAAGAUUUCAUGCCAAAGGAAAUGGCACAACAAUUUUGAAAGGAGAAGAGGCAGCAAUCACAGUUUUUUUGUUGUUUUGUUCUGUUACUCUCAUUUCCUUUGUGUGCUCUUGACCCUGAGCUUGCCAGUGCAGGGAAAUUUAUUUGGUGUUUGUACAGCAUGUUUGGGCUUUGUUUUAAUUGUAGUAUUUGAACAUUACUAAUAAACAAUAAUUAUAUCAAUAAUGAAACCACACAGAUACAUGUAUAAAAGUUGGAAUACUGAAGUAAAUCUCCAUGAGAUUCAUUUGUGUAUAAGGUAUAUAAUCAGGCUUAUGGUCAAUUUCACUGAUUUUCUGAUAUGAGUCUCUGGUGUUCACAUCAAAGUUUGUGCUGCAUAUAAUUUCUGGCCCCAUAAAAUAGCUGUACCUAUUUUUCUAUACCUAUGCCUAAAUCAGUGCAGUGGGAAAAUGGAUUGGCUUGUGCUACAGACUGCUGUAACUUUGACAAAAGAGCUUCACAAUUCCAAGUGAAUUAAUAAAAAAAAAAAAAAAACGACUUGAUUAUUUGCAACCCUUGGUGUGUUUGGUAAUAUUAGAAUUCAUAAGGGGAUGGAUGUUGUAGGAGACAGAUUCUAAAGUUCAUGAAAGGUGUGAUAAAUUCUCCUACACCUCUCAGGUUUUAUGGCAUGACUUCCUAUUCCGCACAUAGUGUUCUCCUACUCUUCACUUCUACAUUUGUUUAAAGAGGGAUGAAUUAACCUGUCAGAGCAGCUGACGGAAGGGGCUCAGCGUCUUAGAAUGGGCAUUCUUGGCUGCUGCCCUGGCUUGUGUUCAGGGAGAUAGAUCAGUGAGCAGAAAGCAGGUAAAUGGUCAAAAUUAUGACAAAUAAAUCUUUGACACAGUUCUGGAAGUUACAUGUGGGUUUGGUUGUAAAUGUUUAGCAGAUGUCACAUGCCACUGGCAUUUAUUAGUGACUUUGAUAUUGUAUCCCUUCAUUAUUGGCUUGAAGGACUCCCUUGGCUUGAAGGAAUUUUGCAGAGGUUAUUGAUGGCAGGGAUGCAAAUGAACCUGGUGGUUUCUAUGGCAAUGUUGCUGUGUCCUGAAGUGGUACUCUGUAUUUGCCAAAAUUAAGCCUGAAAUAUCAUAUAAAGUCCAGAACUGUUACCUUCCAUUGGUGCCCUUCAAGGGUUGGAGUGGUCUCCCAGUCACAUCUUUGUCCCAUAAAAUAAAGGCUGGACAGGUUGUUGUUUUUUUUUUUUUUCACAUGUUUUCCAUGCAGCACAUGCUCCAAGCUGCUCUGUGCACAAGUAGUAUAAUGUUGUGACCAGAGAAAUCUGGCUGGAUUGCCUCACUCUGGCCAAAUGGCUCUGCAAUGGCAAGAUCUAUUUGUCUUGGAAGAAACAGUAAAUGAACUGAAGUUGGCUCCAGCUUCCAAAAUCUUUAGCUGCACUGGAUCUCUGUAUUCUGGUGGUUUUCUAUAUUAGUGCUGGCAAAUGGCAAAUGUGAGUGUAGCUAAGUCAUUUCACUUUUCUUUGCUGUAGAGUUCAUAAGUAUGUAAAAUAUAUAUCGUUAAUGCUAUUACUAAAGCAAAAUUAAACUCAAAAGACUGUGGUCAUGUGCUGCCUUAAAGGAAUGCAUUGAAUAUCACUGCUUUGCUGAAUCUAAAUUCUGCCUCUUAAGCAUAGGUAUAGCACAGUUUGUCUCCUGGAAGUCUACAGUCUUCUAUUGUUUAGCUUAAUUUAGCUUCGAAAACAUGGAAGCCAAACACUUAGAAAGCAGCUGUUCAACUGAAUGUAUUAAGCAAUUUACUUUCGGUAAUGUAGCCUAUAAAAUUUUAAUUUUGGAUUAAAUAAACCGUAUCCUUCAGCGUGGCUUUUCUACCUUGAUGUUCAGAGAAUGAAAUAUGGGCACAUUUAGUGAAUUUCUUCUCCAGGAUGUGCCAGUGGAUAAGGGUCAAUAGUUUCCUAAUGAAAGCAGUCAAUAGCAAUUUCUCUUAGUAAGCACAAAGAAAUUAGCACCAAACAACAGGCACAAAGUUGCAGAAGUUUUAUGUGAUGGUUUGGUUGGACUGCUCCAGGAUUUAGGAAAUAGCUGUAGCAGGUAGCAUACUACUGCUCAGUAGAUAGCAAGCAGAGGUUGGCAGAAAACAGAUCAAUUAAAAAGGUAUCUAAGCAAGAUAAAAACAAAAUUACAAAUGUUUGUGUCUGUGUGUGCAAAAGUAGGCAUAUUUUCUACAGCGUUUAUUUUAUGCAUUUCAUAUCUUAACAUGUGGAGCUAAGCAGACAUUUUGCUACAGAACAAAGGUGGAGAUGACUUCUUGUCAUAGUUCCUUCACAAAUGUUGUUCUCACUCUAAAAACAUGUGAUGUCUUGUGUCAUAACUGUGGCAAGAUUGCAUGUGUUUUACCCAUACUCCUCUUGGGAUAAGAUCUUCAGCUGCUAUUGAACAUUUUUGCUCCUGUGAUCGUGACUGAAGUGUCCUUUGAAACAGCUUAAGACUUGUCCCUUUCCUUAGUCUUGGAAUAGCAUAACAGAGAAAUGAUAGAGCAUUAACUGAGGCUGUUUUCCUAUAUGAAAUCAAUAGUGUUCUGCAAGUUUCAGAUCAAAAUCCUGCAGAUAUGUCUCUCUGACUGGUGUCCCUGUGAUCCAACCAUGAGAGGAUGCAGGGAGGGAUGUUUGUGGGUGUACAAGUGAUGACAGAGACUCUCAAGGGAAAUUGUUGACUAUCUCAAACACACCCUGUUUUUAAUCUAAACGAAUCUCAGCCAAAGAGUUUCUAGCAAUUUUCUAAGUAGAAAAAGGCUGACUUUACAUCUAACACGUUCCAUAAACACGUGUAAAAUAACUAGACCUGAGAAUUAGUGAACAUCUCUAGCCUUUACUCCUGUUUAUUCUUGAUAUCAAAUUAUCUUUUGACUUAUGACUCAGUCACAUGUAGGCUCUGAGAUGUAAGAGAUGGGAAUUCAACAGAUUUUAUUAAAAUAUGUAGGGAAUGUUUGUAGCCUGAGAGGCUUGGUUUGUAAUCUGUUUUGUUUUUAACUCCUCUUUUUUAAUGUGGUUGUUCUUAAGCUCUGCUCAAUUUUUCACUGUAAAAUAGAAGUCUCACACAGUCAAUAGCUAAGUUUGUACAAUCUAUAUUGUAGUAUUGAUUUGGGACAGGUGAGGAACUCAACUAUUGGCAGACUGAGGAAUGAAGGAGCAUUUUUAAUAUGGCUCAGACAAGGUUCUGCCAAGGGCCCUUUAUUCAUCCUGAUUCCAAAGCAAUACCUCAUUGCAUCUGAAUAACAGCAAGGGAGACAGAGAGACUGAGUAAACAGGGGAGAAUAGCAAGAUCUUAGAAACAAGUCUCUCCUAAGUAUUGUCCAAUGCUGUAGGCUGUAAAGGACUGUGAGGGUAAUGCCUAUUUAAUGUGUUGCUUUGAAAACCUAGUGUUUCAUCUCUUAACAUUUUGACAAAAUCUAACUCUUAGAAUAAAAUUAAUAUAAUAAGCAAAAAUACUUUUUGAGUGGCAGAGGAAAAACUCAAGUAUUUUUGUAUGGAGGCACAGCAGGUAGUCACUUUUUCUUAGUUUCAAAGACUCAUGCUUUCAUGUACUUGUUUCUUUGAUGAGAAAAGUAGCUUAGUGCUCAUAUUAUAUACUUUCAGAGCUAUUGUUUGAUAGAGAAAUUUCAGGCAUGGAUAGUUUAUUGAAGUUUUGAUUUUAUUCUUGAUAGACUACCAAUUUGUCCAGCAAAGAAAAUGGUAAGGAAAAUUUUUUCUUCUUCCUGUUUCAUUCUGCAGUUCUCUUUCCAAAAAGUGUAACUUCAUUAUAUACUCAAUCUCAUUCUCUGCUGUUACACAAAGACUAUGCUGUAGAGAUACACACUGCCCAUCAGAAAGAGCUUUAGUCCUGGUCUGCCAUGACUUCAUGGAUAACCAGGCAGAGAAUGGCUCUUCUUGUUUAUCCAGGCUGCAUUGCAGUGGCAAAAUUAAAAUGAUGCUCAUGCUGCAGAUGUAGGACAAAAAGUGAUGUUUUGACUUUCCAGGAUUUCAUGCUUCCAUGAAACCCCAUGGUUGACAUCUAUUGCUAGCAGUCUCCAGUUGCUCUUUAGUCCAGAGCACAGAGACACCUGGAGCAAGGAGAAAACUGGUGAUUGUAUAUUCUUGAGGCCAGAAUCCUUCAACAACAGGAUUAGAAAGCCCACUAUUAUUUAUUAUUACUAAAAUGAUUGUUUUACUGGAAAUCCCAACUGGUUGUACCAGAUCUGCAUAAUGUUGCACAGGCAAAGGACAUGAAGGUUGCCUUCUGCUGGGAUGAUUAAUUGUGUGCCUGGGUACCUAAAUACAGAAUACUCUCAUGUGCGUGUACAUUCAGCAUGUUGGCCCAAAUCCCUCAGACCCAGCAGACUGAAGGACAGGUUAUUCUGACAUACUGGAAUAGCUCAUCUCUUUGUACAAGGCAUUGGUUUCAGGAGCCAAGAGUUGGGUUGUUGGCCUUUUUCUGCUGGAGGAGUAGGAGACAAGCCCUUUCAGAACACCAGAGGAAGUCAGUAAGGGUGCUCCAUAUUGUGUAAAAAUAUUUUGGAAUAGGACUUGUAUUAUUUUUCAUAAAGUACCUCUUGCAGGAGGAAAAGGCUGUUUUGAAAUUACACAACGGCAAUGGCACGUGUAGCUGUCUCUCAUUUGGAUUGAAAACCAGUACAAUUAUCCCUAAUCAAGGUUUGUAAAUGCAGAGAAUGUAGAUUUCAGUUCAGUCAUCCAUGCUUGUCAAGGUAGGGAAGUGCUCACUAUCCAAACAAGCUUCAUACUCACUACCUUCAGUUAACAACCCUAUUACAAGUGAAACAUUUAACCUCCCUGGUCCUGGAUUAAAUUAAGCUGAUCUUGAAGGGCAGUUCUAGAUUUUUCUCUUCUGUGGCUGUGUGAUUAUGUUGCAUUCUCAUGCCUCUAGACUUCCCCUGGAAACACACAGGUUCCAAUGUGCACCUAUGGUCCCUCUCUCUGUGGUUUCCCCUUCUUCUUCCAGGGCCUCCCACCUCACAGCAGUAAAUGCCUGCUGUUCUUUUUUCCAGACUUCUAAUAUCCUCCCUUGGUAUCAAGAGAGCAGUGACAGAGCUGUGCUAUGGUGCCCUUCCUCUACAUGACCAUUGCCUUCUUUUUUUUCAAAAACGCAAAUUUGUCUUUUUCAGAAACUAGCUGUAGGCUUAGUUCUUUUGUAAAUAAAGGGAGAUAAAUAGUCUCAAAAUCCCUGCCUAAUAGUGAGUAAAUUAUUAGUUUUGUCCUUUUCAGAGCAAUUAUGGGUAUCUGGUAAUAUGGCGAUUCUACAUUAAAUUCUCUAUGGUACAAUCAUGAGCUCAUGCUGAGGAACAAAAAAGCUCAAAGUUAAAAAAGAAUCACUGGAAAAAUGCUAAAAGGUUUCCUCCCUUUCCCUGUGCCCAGCUUCUGUGUGCUAUUUCAGUGAGUGUCUGGUUAUUUAUGGCCAGUAUCUAGACACACCACAGCUUGUAUUUAUCUUGGGUACCACUUGUAGGAAUACUUUUGGAGAUCCAGUACUGCAGAUUGCAAUGGAAGCUAAAUAUCCAGGAUCCCAUGUGGACUGGUACAAAAUGUACUGAAGGGAAACCUGUCACUUCUUCAUCACUUUUGUUAUCCAAGCCAUAAAGAUUAAAGUGUCUCACUGCCUGCCAAUACAAUUCAAGUUGUGUUGUAGACCUAGAUUAAACUCAAAGGGAAGCAUAAUGCAUCCAUUUUAUUCAAUAACGAGAAAGAAAUGGUCUGACACCCACAGGCCAAAUUUCUUGAAGGGUUCAUUUUAAAAUAAACCCAUAUAUUAAUCUGUUUGCAUUGUCUCGGAGAAAAAUGGUUCUUUGAUCAAAGGCAUAAUCAGUGGAAGGUCAAGUGUCUUCCUGCCAGAAGUGUAAAUACUUUGUUGCAUCUGUGUCUAAAAGUGGUUUUGGGAAGACUCUUGUAGAUGUCUAGCUAUGGCUUUAAGUUUAGGGUGGAUCUCUUCUAGAUGCAGCAUGAAUCCAGUGAAAAGUAAAAUUUGUCCCUUCAGGACUUGAAAAUAUUAAAUGGUGAAAGAAGGGUGGAAAGAAUAAAGAUUAUUGCUAUGAUCAUACAGGCUGAAUGGCUUGCCCAUGCUUAUUCAAGUUGUUUCUAGAACAGCUGGGAUUGACCUUUUAAGCCCUAGGUACACAUCUGUCACACAGCUCCCUUCCCCUCAGGACUUUUCCACUGGGUUUAUGUUGCAUUGGGCUGGACUUAUUUCCCAUGUGAAAUGUAAAUCUUCCUUUCCACACCUGGCAGGAGCAUCCCUCAUGUUGUCCUCGCCUAGGAUGUUGAGAGCAUAGGGAAAGCCAAUGCAGUGCAAAGUCUUGCCUCCCACAUGACGGGCUUGUCUUGCACAGAGAAUUGAGUUGUCACUGCAGCGUGGGACACAGCUGUCAGUAGCUGUAAUACAGCGUGCCUGCAAAUUUCCUGACAAAAUUGGUACAGUCAGCACACAGUGUGCUUUACAGCAAUAAUAAUCAAAUGUUCCAUUGUGAUGUAUGAUGGAAGAAAUAGUGCUGGCACUCCUGGCCCCACUCUCAUAGGUUCUUCAUAUUAAUAGACAGCUUCACCAAUUUUUCCUCUUCACCAGGGGAGAAAUCCAUCCAGACAGCUGGGCUGCAUUUAGUUUUGUAAACCUCAGGGCAUACUCAGCUUGCUCUGGAGCGACAGGAUUAGCAGCACCAUACAUAUGUGAGAAUUUGCCUGAAUCAUUUCUGAAGCACACCAAGUACUGGUCAGGGUGUAAUGGGCUGUGCUGAGAGCUCAGCACCACUCACAGUGGGUACCUGCCUGUGAGGGUGUGUGAAAUAGCAGCAUCUGCAGCUGGCACAUGAUUCUGGGAGCACAUGAAGACCCUCCUCACUGUUCCCUGCUUCUGUCAAAAUUCUGCAGGAACCUUUCUCAACACAGCCACUGGAAAGAAAAAUAAUAGGAGCUCGCUGGCUGUGUUGUUAUUAUUCAGCUGGUAUUGAGUGGCAGUACCAGGACACUGCAGAACUGCCUCUCUCUAGCUGUCAGCUGAUCAGUUGUGACAGCCCUAAUAAUGGUUAUGUCAGGAGGCAAGUAAAAAGAUGCUACAAAUGGAUUGCACGUGUAUAAUUGCUUCAAAAACAAAUCUGUUAAUAAAAGGAGAUGAGAAAAUUGACAGGAAGAGAUGGCUUAUUGCAUGCUAAUUUUCUCCAGCUUUCAAAUUCCCUCUCUCUCCUUUUCUUUUUUUUUUUUUAAUUCAAUUGGGUCACUUCUGUGGAGAAUCAUGGUCAGAAAAUUGAAUAUGGGGAGGAAUUCUAUACAAUAAAUAAUUACAAUGAUGUGUUAUUCCCAACAAGGAUCAAGUUCAGGCAGAUGGAUUUGGCAGAAGAGCUGUUAGCCAUCUGAUGGCUUCUUCAGUUUAUGUUUACCCUGUUGUAGUACUUAGACUUUUUAUGCAAAGGGGUAUAUGAAUGGAGUGGCCUAAAAAGCAUAAAAUCUCUUAGCUUAUGUCUUCAAAGGUUCCAAGAUGUGGUUGCACCUGCAUUAUCCCUCUAGAGGAAACAGAAGAUGCUGCAAAUUCUGUUCAUAGAAAUGGCAAAACCCACAAGAGAUGACAAGGAUUUUAUUUACUCAGUCCACAACGUAACAAGAUGCAUAUGGGUGUUCCUGAAUUAAAAUGCUUUGCCUUCUGCACUUCCUCAAUGACGACUUUUUUCAUGAGCUUCCAGAAACUUUUCCAUCUGAUCCUCCAGAGCCAUUGCCCCACUUCCUCAUUGAACCCGAAGAGGCUUACAUUGUGAAGAACAAGCCUGUGAAUCUGUACUGCAAAGCAAGCCCAGCCACACAAAUCUAUUUUAAGUGCAACAGCGAGUGGGUUCAUCAGAAGGACCAUGUGGUGGACGAGAGGGUAGAUGAAACCUCUGGUCUGAUUGUCCGGGAGGUCAGCAUCGAGAUUUCCCGGCAGCAAGUGGAGGAGCUCUUCGGGCCGGAGGAUUACUGGUGCCAGUGCGUUGCCUGGAGCUCCGCAGGCACCACCAAGAGCCGCAAAGCCUACGUCCGCAUUGCAUAUCUCCGGAAAACUUUCGAGCAGGAGCCCUUAGGGAAAGAAGUGUCCCUGGAGCAAGAAGUCCUGCUCCAGUGCCGUCCCCCUGAAGGCAUCCCAGUGGCUGAGGUGGAGUGGCUGAAGAAUGAAGAGGUGAUUGAUCCUGUGGAAGACCGAAACUUUUACAUCACCAUUGAUCACAACCUGAUCAUCAAGCAAGCCCGGCUUUCUGACACCGCCAAUUACACCUGCGUUGCAAAAAACAUCGUGGCCAAAAGGAAAAGCACCACAGCGACUGUGAUAGUCUAUGUGAAUGGAGGCUGGUCCACCUGGACAGAGUGGUCUGUGUGUAACAGCCGCUGUGGGAGAGGCUUCCAGAAGCGCACAAGGACCUGCACCAACCCUGCCCCGCUCAACGGCGGUGCCUUCUGCGAGGGCCAGAGCGUCCAGAAAAUAGCUUGCACCACUCUGUGUCCAGUGGAUGGCAAGUGGACAUCCUGGAGCAAGUGGUCCACCUGUGGCACGGAGUGCACCCACUGGCGCCGCAGAGAGUGCACGGCCCCAGCUCCCAAGAAUGGGGGGAAGGACUGUGAGGGGCUGGUGCUGCAGUCCAAGAACUGCACAGAUGGGCUCUGCAUGCAGGGUUUCAUUUAUCCUAUUUCAACUGAACAGAGAACCCAGAAUGAAUAUGGAUUUUCUUCUGCUCCUGACUCAGAUGAUGUUGCUCUCUACGUGGGGAUCGUCAUCGCUGUGAUCGUGUGCCUGGCCAUUUCUGUGGUCGUGGCCCUGUUUGUCUAUCGCAAGAACCACCGGGACUUUGAGUCGGAUAUCAUUGACUCCUCGGCACUAAAUGGGGGAUUUCAGCCUGUCAACAUCAAGGCUGCAAGGCAAGACCUCCUGGCAGUGCCACCAGAUCUCACUUCUGCUGCAGCCAUGUACAGGGGUCCUGUGUACGCCUUGCAUGAUGUCUCUGAUAAAAUCCCAAUGACCAACUCUCCAAUCCUGGACCCGCUCCCCAACUUGAAGAUCAAGGUUUAUAACACCUCAGGUGCAGUCACUCCCCAGGAUGACCUCUCUGACUUCUCCUCCAAGCUGUCCCCACAGAUUACUCAGUCUCUGCUGGAGAAUGAGACCCUGAACAUGAAGAACCAGAGCCUUGCUCGGCAAACUGACCCAUCUUGCACCGCCUUUGGGACCUUCAACUCCUUAGGAGGCCACCUAGUAAUUCCCAAUUCAGGAGUAAGUUUGCUGAUCCCAGCAGGAGCCGUUCCACAAGGGAGAGUCUAUGAAAUGUAUCUGACAGUUCACAGGAAGGAGAACAUGAGGCCACCUGUAGAAGACAGCCAAACCCUGCUGACACCAGUGGUGAGCUGUGGCCCACCAGGAGCCCUGCUAACCCGGCCCGUCAUUUUAACCAUGCACCACUGCGCAGAGCCAAACACAGAGGACUGGCAGAUCCAGCUGAAGCACCAGGCUGCCCAGGGACCAUGGGAGGAUGUGGUGGUGGUCGGAGAGGAAAACUUCACCACCCCGUGCUAUAUCCAGCUGGACCCAGAGGCCUGCCAUAUCCUGACAGAAACCCUCAGCACCUAUGCCUUGGUGGGACAGUCAAUCACCAAGGCAGCAGCCAAACGUCUCAAACUGGCCAUCUUUGGACCGCUGUCCUGCUCGUCCUUGGAGUACAGCAUCCGGGUCUACUGCCUCGAUGACACGCAGGAUGCUCUUAAGGAGGUCCUUCAGCUUGAGCAGCAGAUGGGCGGGCAGCUUUUGGAAGAGCCUAAAGCUUUGCAUUUCAAGGGAAGCACCCACAACCUCCGUCUGUCCAUUCAUGACAUUGCCCAUUCUCUCUGGAAGAGCAAGCUGCUGGCUAAAUACCAGGAAAUUCCGUUUUACCACAUCUGGAGUGGAUGUCAGAGGAACCUGCACUGCACCUUCACACUGGAAAGGUUCAGUCUGAAUACCCAGGAGCUGGUGUGCAAACUGUGCGUGAGGCAGGUAGAAGGAGAAGGACAGAUCUUCCAGCUUAACUGCUCUGUCUCAGAGGAACCUACUGGCAUUGACUAUCCUCCCAUGGACUCAGCGGGCACCAUCACCACCAUUGUGGGGCCCAGCGCUUUCAGCAUCCCCCACCCGAUAAGGCAGAAGCUGUGCAGCAGCCUGGAUGCUCCCCAGACCAGAGGCCACGACUGGCGCAUGCUGGCCCACAAGCUGAAACUGGACAGGUACUUAAAUUAUUUUGCUACGAAAUCAAGUCCCACUGGGGUGAUCCUGGAUCUCUGGGAAGCCCAGAAUUUCCCUGAUGGCAACCUGAGCAUGCUGGCAGCCGUUCUUGAAGAAAUGGGAAGACACGAAACGGUUGUUUCUUUGGCAGCAGAAGGAAACUACUAAUGCAGCCUUGGCAUGACCAGGAAGGACAGACGCAGGGAGCGGUAAUGCCCUGUUAUUGCAAAGGAGAAUUGAAAUGAAAACCCAGACCAAUGAGUUACACAAGAGACGUUUCAGAGAAGAAAGCAAGCAAACAAACAAAAAAAAACAGCCCUGACCUUCACAUGUGCUCUCCUUGUACAUUAUCACAGGAUCAGAAAGAGAUCAUGCAAAGUUGUACCUUGAAAAUAUAAAUCAACCUAAUGUUCCUCUCGGCUUGGCUGUACACUGCUUGGUACAGGUUUUUACAGUUUCCUAGGAAACGCUUUUUAUUGCUAUCCAGAUAUAUGGAUAAACUUUCUUAACAAUCCCAGUUUCUAUGGAUGUUGUUUACAUCAAAUUCUGGACAGGGGUAAGGAAACUGUCCAUGGCUCUUUAUAUUUUUUGUUUAAAGCCAUUGUAGACAAGGCUAUGGACAGUUGGUUGUGGCUAUUUCAGCUUAUUGGUUUCUGGUGAAUUCAGAUUUUGGCUACAAUUCUGCACAUCGGUUGUCUCGCAAUGAUCCUCCUGUCAUUGUUCUGUUUCCUAGACCUACUUGUAAAAAAAAAAAAAAAAAAACCACAAGAAA
Messenger RNA from Motacilla alba alba, 13664 nucleotides. RefSeq names its product unc-5 netrin receptor C (gene UNC5C). Gene Ontology annotation, molecular function: protein binding; netrin receptor activity. The transcript has 17 exons. NCBI's taxonomy places the organism in Eukaryota, Metazoa, Chordata, Aves, Passeriformes, Motacillidae. Gene Ontology annotation, cellular component: membrane. Gene Ontology annotation, biological process: netrin-activated signaling pathway. The record is from RefSeq and is a predicted model, not a curated record. Bases 10307 to 13060 code for a protein of 917 amino acids.